GAAUUUCUAUGGUUAUCAUAAAGAAUAUGUAUUUUUAUGAAAUUUAUCACAACAUUAAACAAUAUAAAAAUAAAUAGAUAGAUGAAGGCUUAUGGGCAAUUCCUGUGUGAUAAGACAACAUACUUUGUAUUCUGAUAAUACGGUGAGAGAAUGUAGCGUAACGAACACCAAUUAUGGUUAUAAGAAAUGCGAUUCGCAGGCAUGCGUAAGAGGUUAUGAAAGAUAUCGUAAAUGCGUCAGCAAUCUUCCUGGAACAUCAAACGAUGUUGAUGGAUUCAAGGAAAAUCGUGAAAGAAUUAGUCAUCCCGAGAAAUGUCGACCAAUUUUAAUUUUCAUUCUUUCUUCGACAUGUCCGUUUAAAAGGAAGUCAUAAAAAUAACAAACAGUUGACUGUAUUUAAGAGGAUUUGUAAAAUGAUUCAUGGAGAUUAAUCAUCGUAGACGAGUGACAUUAUUCACGAUACCAAGUUUGGGAUGUUGGAAAUGAUUGUGGCAUGGUUCAAAGAUAACGGAGGAGUGCAGGAAAAGGAUAGCUGAGUGCACUAUGAGUGACGGUGCAAGUACACCGGUAUGUGGGAGCGACGGUAUUACGUAUUCGAGUCAGUGUCGGGUCAUCUCGAAGCAGUGUCAAGGCAUGUCUAUUCUUAUCAAACACACUGGCCCUUGUCCAGAGACACCAGCAUGCUUGUCCGCAAGAUUGACCGCCAGGCCGGGUGCACGACCAGUCUGUCGUCCGGAUGGCACUUACGCACCGGUGCAAUGUCACGAGGAAACCGGGUACUGUUGGUGCGUGACGCCGCAGGGCAGACCGCUGCCCGACACCUCGGUAAGAAACGAAAGACCAAGAUGUGUGAAAAAACCUGGUCCCAGAUCUACUGCUUCCACCAGGAGCGGCCAAAGGAGGCGCUCGCCGAACUGGAAACAACGAAGGCAGUACAGCAGUAAGCAUAGGAAUACGUGUGAUCGAGCAGAAAAGUCAAAGUUCAAUGGGAACCUGAUCGAAAAUUUCAAGAUCGAGUACAGGCGGACGAACAUCUCUGCGGAUGGUGACAAAAACGUGGAACGAGUACUGUCGUGGAAAUUCGUAACGUUAGACAAGAAUGGGGAUGGCUAUCUGGAUAGGGCAGAGUACAAGGAAUUAAGAAGGCUCGCAAAGAAGGCGGUAAGGCCGAAGAAAUGUGCUCGCACGUUUGCCCGCACGUGCGACCUAAAUCGGGAUUUGAAACUCUCCAGGCAAGAAUGGGGUGCCUGCCUUGCGAACGACUUCACUCUACGUUUGUUCUUGUCGCUGAACCCCGCAGACGAGCGCCCCGAGGUCCCUGAGGCCCAGAGGACCCGGGUUAUGGACCAAGUAUUGAAAGGCAAUCCUGCCCCAGUGCAUUCUCGACCAACAUUUGAUGAUCCAGUCGAUACGAAAGAAGAGAGUGAUGCAAACGAUUGUUUAACGGACAGGCGAUCCGUAUUAGAAGACGAGAGGCAACAUUCUCAGAAGAAAUUUUAUGUACCUGAAUGUACACCUGACGGAAGGUACCAUCGUGUGCAGUGUUAUUCAGGCUAUUGUUGGUGCGUGUAUCAAGAUACUGGCAAACCAAUACCUGGGACAUCUUCCAAAGAUCGUACUCCAAAUUGUAAUCCAGUGCCUACUCCUAGCAGACCCAUGAAAGGCUGUCCUGAACAGAAGAAACAGUUGUUUCUACGAGAUUUAAUGGAUUUAAUGCACAAAAAGAUGAAGGCUUCUGGCACGGAUUCAGAUGAAGCGACGGCUAAAUGGCAAGCAUCUAAAGAGGAACAAAUAGCCACUUGGCAUUUCGUCAUGCUUGAUAAGAAUAAAAAUAAGGUUCUAGAAAGAAAAGAAUGGAAAAGUUUUCGCACAAUGGUGGCAAAUAACAGACAGCUUCAAAGAUGCGGCAAGAGACUUCCAAGAUACUGUGAUAUCAACAACGAUAGGAAAAUUAGCAUGACAGAAUGGUUCAGUUGUCUAAAUGCUCAACGCCCUACAACACCUGAGAGUACAGAAAAAGCAUCAACAAGUAAACCGAAAAGAAUGGGCCCUAAUCCUCUGGAUCAGUUUCUUAAAAACGACGACGAUUAGAAGUGUGUGUGAUACGAAUGUGUGUUCGCCAUUUUAUUGAUACAUUAUAGUGAUCAUUCAUCUAACACAUGAAUUGUAACAACGGGACUUUCAAAAGAAAGCUAAUUACUGUGUUAAAAGAAUUUUAUUUGUAUUUUUAUAUCUGGUGAUAAAUACCACUCACGUCAUUUUAUUUUUAAUACGAAUCAUAUUUCUGUACCUCACAGAUAUUGAUAAUGCGAUAGUGUAUUUUAGCAUAAUAAUGAUAUAUGUAGUUGUAAGAAUAAAAAAUAACAAAGUAUUACGGGCAUACAAUCGUGUACAUAUUUUUUGAAUUUUUUUCUUGUUUAGGUGUUGUGUACUUUGGUGCUAAGCACCUUCUCGUAACAAAGAUAAUGCAGACAUAUGAAAUUGAAUGUACAAUUGCUGAAUGCGCUACUAAACUCGCUAAUUGUCUCGCUCUUUGUUGCAUUAGUCCUACACGCAAUUGUUUUAUGUAGGUUUACUUAGUUUUAGCUUCAUACUUUCUUAAGACUUCUUUCAUAACUAUAAACUAUAUAACGUUAUCGAGUCAAAGAUCAUUGUAAAGUUGAAAUUUAUUUACUGAAAUAAAUUC
Molecule: messenger RNA, 2686 nt
Organism: Eufriesea mexicana
Lineage: Eukaryota; Metazoa; Arthropoda; Insecta; Hymenoptera; Apidae
Gene: magu
Product: SPARC related modular calcium binding-like protein magu
Exons: 11
Coding region: 544-2091 (515 amino acids)
Biological process (GO): extracellular matrix organization
Cellular component (GO): basement membrane
Molecular function (GO): heparin binding; extracellular matrix binding; protein binding
Source: RefSeq, a predicted model, not a curated record